GGAGCUUCAGACAGAACACUGUCUCAGCUCAAGCUCCUCCAUGGGCUCUGAGUACCAAUCAGAUCUCUGCUUCCCACAGCUAGGCAACAUCUCCUGCAGGAAGCCUACAUCUGACGGGUCUUUGAGUUUUUUUCCCAGAGUCUUCCUGUCCGUCGCCUGCGUCCUCACUGUGCUGCUCAACCUCCUCAUCAUCAUCUCUAUCUCCCACUUCAGGCACAUGUUCUUUUGCUCUGAUCCCAGGAUUGGGCAACUCUACACGCCCACCAACCUCCUCCUGCUCUCCCUCGCCAUCUCUGACGUCCUGGUGGGCUUGGCGGGGAUGCCUCUUUUGAUCAUCAUGAGCACAUCCUGCUGGUAUUUUGGUCACAUGGCAUGUAUUCUGUGGAAUUACCUGACUUUCAUUUGUCAGUCUGCCUCAGUAGGAAACAUGGUGCUGAUAUCAGCAGACCGUUUCGCGGCUAUUUGCAAUCCUCUGCAUUAUCCUGUCCAAGUCACUGUGAAAAAAAUUCAACUUUGUGUUUGUCUCUGUUGGUCAGCUUCCGUUAUCUACUGCGCUAUCACUUUCAAGGACAAUUUGGCUGAUCCCGAAUUGUACACCGCAUGCAUUGGAGAAUGUGUUAUCGGUUUCGGUAUGAUCGGAGGCAUUCUGGACAUCAUUGUCAACUUCUUGCUUCCUCUAAGCAUUAUUGUCACACUGAACAUGAGAGUGUUUGUGGUUGUGGUGCAUCAGGCGAAAGCCAUGCGGUCUCUCAAUAAAUGUGUUCAACAUUCUGCCCCUUCCAGAGCCAAGAAAUCGGAGCUGAAGGCCGCCAACACCCUGGGUGUUCUCGUUCUGGUCUUUCUACUGUGUUUCUGUCCUUUUUACAUUGUCCCUCUGCUGGCUAUAAAAUAUGAGAAGAUGAGAUCCGCGGUGAAGUAUGUCUAUUAUUUGUAUAAUUUGAACUCGUGUGUGAACCCCUUGAUAUACGCUACGUUCUACCCCUGGUUUAGAAGAGCUAUUAAGCACAUUGUCACUUUGCAAAUAUUGCAGCCUGGCUCCUGUGACACCAACAUAUUGAAAACUAAACGUGAUCACAUUUGAAACAUUGAAAUGCAACUUCUGCGCGUGGCGUUCCGGGCACAUUCCCAAUACCCUUUCCUGUUUACCCUUGCAUAUUUUUGCUUCGGUAUGUAUUGAGUGCAUUGCUUCAUGUGUUGUGGAAGAGAAAUAUGUUUCAGUUUGCACCUGCUCUGCUGCCUUGCCUCUCCGUUGCCAGGAUUGGUCCAUCACGUCUGACUUGUCCUGACCAAGCUGUUACAUCUGCACGCGCCACUGUUUUGUAGUCCAACCAACAAGAUCUGCACACUCCACUGUUUUGUAGUCCUACCAAUGAAUACAAUAUUAGGCUGAAAAGAAAUCAUUCAGAACCAUUUAUAAAUGACUGUGUCAGGAAAAGCAUAAUUCACUGAUAUAUGAAUGUUACAAUCAUGAUAAAAGUGGUAUGUGGUGGGUAUAUCGAUUGUGUUUAUGCAAUUAGAUGUACAAUACAUAAGCAUAUUAUACACAACAUAUUCUAUUGCACUUUGUGUUUGAUAAUGUUCAAUAACAGUGAAGGGCUACUAACUCUUGACAGAU
Messenger RNA from Corythoichthys intestinalis (scribbled pipefish), 1615 nucleotides. Its product is annotated as trace amine-associated receptor 13c-like. Gene Ontology annotation, biological process: G protein-coupled receptor signaling pathway. Lineage: Eukaryota; Metazoa; Chordata; Actinopteri; Syngnathiformes; Syngnathidae. Gene Ontology annotation, molecular function: trace-amine receptor activity. Gene Ontology annotation, cellular component: membrane. The record is from RefSeq and is a predicted model, not a curated record. The transcript is spliced from 2 exons. Bases 41 to 1081 code for a protein of 346 amino acids.